CGGAUUUAUGUGCCGGGAGUGGGGCCGAGCCGGGCGGCAGCGGCGGCUGGUGGGGCCGGCGCGGGCACCAUGGGUGUGAUAGGUGUACAGUUGGUGGUUACCAUGGUAAUGGCUAGUGUCAUACAGAAGAUCAUACCUCACUAUUCUCUUGCUCGUUGGCUUCUCUGUAGUGGCAGCUUACGGUGGUAUCAACAUCCCACUGAAGAAGAGCUGCGGAUUCUUGCAGGGAAGCAAAGAGGAAAGAGUAAAAAAGAUAGAAAAUAUAAUGGUCAUAUUGAAAACAAACCCUUAACCAUUCCAAAAGAUAUUGAUCUUCAUCUGGAAACAAAAUCUGUAACAGAAAGGGACACUAUUGCAUUGCAUUACUUUCCAGAAUAUCAGUGGUUGGUGGAUUUCACUGUUGCAGCUACAGUUGUGUAUGUGGUGACAGAAGCCUAUUACAGCAUUAUGAAGCCCUCACAAGAAAUGAAUAUCAGCAUAGUGUGGUGUCUGCUUGUCUUGGCUUUUGCAGUUAAGAUACUAUUUUCAUUGACUACCCAUUAUUUCAAAGUUGAGGAUGGAGGUGAAAGAUCAGUCUGUGUAACCUUUGGUUUUUUCUUCUUUGUGAAAGCAAUGGCAAUACUCAUUGUGACAGAAAACUAUUUAGAGUUUGGCUUGGAAUCAGGAUUCUCAAAUUUCUCAGAAAGUGCUAUGCAGUUUCUUGAAAGACAAGGUUUGGAGUCACAGGGUCCUGUGUCUAAACUAACCUUCAAAUUGUUCCUGGCUAUUCUGUGUUCACUUAUUGGUGCUUUUUUGACAUUCCCUGGCUUGCGACUGGCUCAAAUGCAUCUGGAUGCUCUGAAUUUAGCAACAGAAAGAAUAACACAAACAUUGCUACAUAUAAACUUCUUGGCACCUUUAUUUAUGGUUCUACUGUGGGUAAAACCAAUCACUAAGGACUACAUUAUGAGCCCACCUUUGGGCAAAGAGAGCAUUCCUUUAAUGUCAGAAGAUACAUUUGAUACCAUCAGAUUGUGGAUUAUAAUCCUCUUGUGUGUUUUACGAUUGGCUAUGAUGCGUCAUCAUUUACAGGCCUAUCUGAAUUUAGCCCAGAAAAGUGUGGAUCAGAUGAAAAAGGAAGCUGGUAGAAUAAGUAUGGUUGAUUUACAGAAGAUGGUGGCUCGGGUAUUCUAUUAUCUCUGUGUAAUUGCACUGCAGUAUGUUGCACCAAUGGUAAUGCUCCUUCACACAACUCUGCUCUUGAAAACACUAGGUAAUUAUUCUUGGGGCAUAUACCCCAAUUCUGAAACUCCAGCAGAAAACAGUCUUCUUUCCAAUUCUGUUUAUUCUGAGUCUCCACCUGCUGAUGGGAAGAUGAAAGUAACUGUAGUACAAAUAACAAUGGCUCUGGGAAGCCUAAAGAAUAUUUUCACUCCUCUCCUGUUCCGAGGACUCCUAUCUUUCCUCACCUGGUGGAUUGCUGCUUGCCUUUUUUCUACAAGCCUUUUUGGCCUCUUCUAUCACCAGUACCUGACUGUGGCGUGAACAAGUCAACUGACAGAACAAGUGUGAGGUCAAAUUCUAGAUAUAAACCCAGGUACCCAAGAAGAGAUGAAGAGAAAAGAAAACUAUAUAUGUCAAGAGAAAACAUAUCGUAAUUAUUUUUAAACAAUUCCUUGGUGUUCUCAGGGUGAAUAAUCUUAAAAUGUUGAAAAUUGCAACUGGGUUUGUUAUUUUUGUUACCCAAAUGGUAGGUGACUAAUUCAGUUAUAGUCAUGGGAUUGACUGACAUUACUGUGUUGUAGAUGGUGGUAAGUGUGCUAAAAAGAUGUGACCUCUGAAUGUCAUGGUUUCCAUAAACAGCAAGCCAAACUCAAAAAUUUGGUUUUUAAGCAUCAACAGCCACUGACUGAAUUCAAAGGGUACUGGACAUAGUGAUGGUGGCUGCCUAUCAAUUAAGUCUUGAAACUGAGCCAUACAGUGAAAGGAGAGAGAGGGGAUUUAAAAAAAAAAAAAAAAUCUGUUGGAUAGGUAUUGAUCACUUUUCUCCUUGGAAAAUGAAAUAAUCCAACAGGACAAAAGAGAUGCUGUAUAUUACAGUAAGAAAAGUUGUAUAAAAUAAAAAUUUAACAGGAGUAGAUGUAUGUACCUGACAGGUAUUGCUGCCUACAUAUUUUGCAGAAGUGCUUGUGCAGUAAGAAGAGAGUUAUAACAGAUAUAUUAUUUCAGUCCCUGCAGUCAUUUUGAAGUAAUGGCCAUCUGUAUUGGUGCUAGUAUUGAUCCACAGAUUGCAUCUGGAUCUUUUAAAUUUCUUCUUUUGAGGUAGUAGACAAAUUCCAUUGAAUUUACAAAAGAGUAGAAAAUAAUUAGUGACACCAGUCAAACAUUUCUAAACAGAAUGGUUUAAUCCUGCUGACAGUGUAUGUAUAUGUGUAAUGUACAUAUAAAUAUAUAUUAUAUAUUAAAUAUAUAAUAUAUAUGACGGUAUGAAAUAUGGAAUCUUUCUUCUAAAUUCCUGAAUAUAUCUUACAGGGCUGUGGGAGAGGGGUGUAUCUAGUAAUUUCAAGAUUCCCUUUUGAAAUGAAACUUUUAAUUUUUUUUUUUUUCAGUUGAAAGGGCUAUUUGUUUUUUGUGCCUCUUUAGAGGUACUUAGCUAUAUUAAAGAAUUUUAACUGUCUUGAAAGAAAAGAUCUACUUAAACUGUUAACUUUAAAAUUUCUCCUCUGUCAAAUCAUCAUCUUUUGCCACUUUAAUCUGUGCUAACUUGAUCGUAUAAUGAUAAUUAAUAUAUCUUGGCUUCAGAAAUAGAUUUUCUGUGUAAUAAAACAGCUAUGUAAUAAGAAAAAGAGCAAAGUAUUAACUUUACAGUUUUGCUUAAAUGGAGAGAUAGAUUUCAAUCAUAAAAUUAUUGACCGUUUUUCAGAUGUUUUGUGUAUUUGCAAAACAGCAAUGGGGAUUUAUAUGCAGUAGCUUUUUUAAACAGGUAAUAUUACACUUUGCAGAGGUCAGUGGGUUUUUUAACUAAUACUAGCUGUUUUUAUGUUACUGUUCUUUUUGUCUUGAAUUUGUCUACAGCUUUGGCAUAUAAUAAGCAUUUAUAAAUGGAAAAGCUUAACUAAAUGUUUAAUAUGUAGCAAACCUACCAUAUGGGAAAACAAACUCAAUGAAUGCAGAAAAUCAUGAUUUUAAGCUGGUGAUAAACUAUUUUACUGUGUUGAGAGCCUUUUAAGUUAUUUAUUAGUUUAUUAAGUCGCAUUUAUUGGGGAAAGAUUUGUGUACACAAGCGUAGUACCUACUGCAUGCAUUUGGGGUGUCUGAGAACGCCUUGCAUGAUGCUGCUGGUUUCAUUGCAGUAUUUCAAUGUGACUGGGGCUGCGAGCUUUGUUGUUUUCAUAAAUUUUUGUAACUAACAGGGAUGAAGCUUUACUGUGAAUUGGCCUAAAGAAUAAUGUUUGACCUCAUAAUUUCAAAUCUCAAAGCAUUCCUAUGAAGUAUUUUUCAGAUGAAUAAUUGAAUGACAAAAUAUGACAGGUCCAACAAUACUGGACCCAUUUUUGUAUUAGUUCAAGACAUAUCAUUACUACAAGAUGCAUCAUUACUAAUAGAAUUAAUAAGGCCAGCUUUUAGGUUAGAGUUAGGUGUUUAAUACCAAUCUCUUGAUCAGAACAAUAAAACAAUGCAAAACAGUUUGAUUUUGAUAGUGAAUUUGCCUGAUGAAGCUCACUAUAUAGGAGAUGUAACCUGUUUACUCUGAAGGAGUAAAUUUUGGAUACUUGAGAAUACUUCACAAUAAUGUUAAACAACAGUUUCUGCUGAUAUGUUCAUUUUGAAAGCUCCUAAGUAAAAGUGAACUGUAGUUAUAAUGUAUUCAGCAGAGUUAAUAACUGGAUUAUGUAGCUGAACUUCACAAAGUUUUUCCUAAGAGCUCAUGCCACCCUACUAUUCAGACAUCACACUGAUUUUGGGGAAAAAUAGGCACCUGGUGUUACAAACAUGAAGAUCAGUGCUUGUAGCCACUGUGCUACAAGUCCGUUGUUCUACAGACCAUUGUUCUGCAGAAUUGAAUGGUUGUCCUUCUGGUCAGCAGUGAGUCGGAGAUGGUGUUUCUUUGGAUCCAUUUAAUCCUGACAUGAGUCCAGAAGGCUUAUGAAAAACUAAAAUAUGACAAUAAAAACAUUUGAAACAUGCGGUGACAGUGAAACCAGAGGGACCAUAUUGCAAAGGUUGUGAGCAGUGCCUCCUACUAGUACAUGAUACAAUCAAAAAUGUGUUUUAAAGUAUAAGUAGCAACCCUGAUAGUCCUGACUUCCAUGUAUAUUGUGUAAGGUUCAAAGAAUAUCUGCUCACUUCUGUAGUAAGUUUCUUUGAAACAACAGCUGGCAAAUGGCUUUUUCUUUUUUUUUGUUUCAUGGGGACCUUUAUCAGCACCUAGUGAUGGAGGGGAAAGAAUCUUGCAGAAAUAGAAAAGCAAGCAAAAUGUGAUUGAAAGGUUGGUAGGUGUUACUCAGGUUUCUUAAACAUUUUGUCUUGUUUUUUGCCCACUACUUAAUCAAAAAAUUUUAGAAUGGUUUGGGUUGGGAUGGGUCUGGAAUGGACUACUUUCCACCAGACCAGGUUGCUUGCUCCAAGCCUAGUCAAACAUGGCCUUGAACACCUCCAGAGAUGGGCAGCCACAGCUUUUCUGGGUAACCUUCUAUGGUGCCUCACCACCUUCACAAGCAAGAGUCUCCACCUAAUACCUAAUCUAAAUCUCCGCUCUUCUAGUUUAGAACUGGUCCCCCUUAUCCUAUCGCUCCCUGCCUGUGCAAAAAGUCAUUCUUCCUCUUUUUUAUAAGCCCCCUUUAAGUAUUGGGAGGCCACAGAGAGAUCUCCCUUAGUUUCUGAGAUUUUAGAAGGAAAUGUUCCUUUGGCAAAGAAUUCAUGCCCGUUUCUUUAUUCUUAAAUUCAGAUCUCCCGUCCUCUCUUAGUGAUGUGACUUCCAUUGGAGAUAUACAGCACUUACUCUAUGUUCCCUACUCAGAACCAAGUAGGCUAAAUUAGUUCAAGAUUGUAUUUUGACUUCUGUUCAGUUUAAAUGUAUCUAUUUUUGAAGGAUUAUUUCCUUUAAAUAGUUCAAAUCAAUUCAAAUUCCAUCUGAAACAUGAAUAAACUCAUUAACAUUUGUUUAAACUCUGCACUUUUAUUAUGUAGGUCCUUUUAGACAAAGGUUUAAGAUAGCAUCUUCCAGCAAGUUCAGGGUGGUCCAUACAUAACACUUGGGCUAUUUCUGAGCUAAGAGAAGUUGAUUAAGAACAGGAGAAUAGAUUAUAGAAAGCCUAUUCUUACACUUUGUAGCUGACAUUCUCAGGCUGCACUUGUCCUCUUUUGAUUCCUUCUCAAGCUAUAGGUUAUGCCAGUUUGAGGUUUUGUUACCUGCAUAGUCUUUUGUUAGCUGUGUAGUCUUUUCCAGAAUUCGCUUGCAUAAAGGAUCCAUGGAUUAAAUAGUAGCAUCAGUACCAGAGUAAGUAUCUUCUGUACAUCCUUGUACAGAAGAUGCUUACUAAUUUCUGUUGCCAUUGUUCUUCUCAUUUGGAUUACAAGUGCUGCAAGGUGUUUAAACAGAGAUAUGUUCUCCCCUGGAUCAUAAAGUCAAAUUUGUCUUGAGAACAAAAAUGCUACCAAGACAUUUAGGCAGCAUAACCUCAAUCUGUGUAGUGGUUAGCAAUUACAGAAAUUUCAGCUAACUUCAAAGGAACAAUUCAAAGUACUGUAUUUUGUUACAGUAACUACAGCUAAGUAGUAAUAGGGAUAUUGGAUAUAUCACAUAGAAAUUGAACAUAUUUGAUCUUAAAGCUGUUAGAAGGCUCUCCAAAGUAGAAGGCAUUAUGUCUCUUUAUUCUCAAAUUGCUGUGUUUUCCACAGAGAUAAUUUUGAUCAGUUUUUAAACACUGCACUUCAUACUUUUUCACAUGAUGUAUUCUGUACAUUUAUUUGUUCAACACUGCCUCUCCACACCCAGACUUAACCCCACACUUACAUUUGUCACUAUAAAAUUCCUAGAUAGUUUUUGUUAAGGUUUAAGAAUUAAGUGCCCAGAUAAAAUGGAGACAUUGACCAAGAAGAAGGCCAAAGAAAACUGCAUUCUCUUGGAGAAAUCUGUUAGGGCUGAGCAAAAUCUUAAUGGAGGAAGGCAACAGCAGGUUACUUGUGUCCUAAAUCAGAUAUUAAAUGUGAAUUGUUACCAUUAUGAGUAAGACUGUUAUUUUUAGCAUCUGCAGCCGAAAUCCCAAAUGGUAAAUAAAGAGCAAUAUUUUGACCUCACAGAUACCUACUCUAAAGAGUAUCUAGGCAGCAGAUGCUUAGAAGCCAGAUGCCUGAUCUCACUAAGCAGGGUGAUACAGAUUGGUCUGUCUGUGCUUCAGAGUGAUUUUUGUGCAAAUCCUUCUUUAGGAAGGCCUGUCAUGCUUUGUGACCAGUGCAGCACAUGCAGUGAAGUGGAUGGCAUGUCUCAUUUGCACUCCUGAGUACUAGACUAAAAGAUCUUCCUCUAGAUGAGAUCAUGAAGCCAACAUGCUGUUUCCAGGCUGCUUUUACUGACAUCUGUAUAUGCUGCACUUAACUUUUUCCAGUCUCUCACUGUGGACUACUAGGAGAGUAAUAUUGCACUGGAGGUUAUUUUGCAUGCCAGUGUAUAUGUAUUUUUAUACAUUUGAUUUCAAUGAUGUUUUUAAUGGAAAUUAUUUUUAAUCCUAAUACCAUGGAUCAUACUUUAGUUUUUUUAAAUUAAUAUCAGUGCCUGCAACUAGAAGUCAAAAACUUCUACACCGUUUUUAAAAAAAAAAUUUGAUGUUCAGGCUGAAGUAUUAACAGGUAUGCAGUUUGAUAUCAAAGUCCACAGUCUACCUGCAAAUACCAGAUUUUUCCAUGUGAUUACAUGUCAGUCAAGAACCCUUAAAAUUUGUUCUUGCAGCAUUUUUUCUCAGCAACAUACUAUCUGUAUGACCCUGCUAUCUAUAAAAUACACAUCUCAAAAAAGCUUUGAAUAGCUUUUUACAAAAUCCUUAAUAGUAGGUCAUUACUUUUUUAUUGUGCUGCAACAUUUUUUAAAACCUGGCUUAAAAUUCUUGUGCUUAAAGUCAGCCUUAUUCUUUCUUCCUCUGCUUAUAGUUACUCUGUAUACUCCUGUAUGUGUUCUACGCUUGCAGAAUGCAUAUUCACAGUAUUUUUGAUAAAAAACACAGGAUUAAGAAAAAGGCACCAACAGUCAUAUUUCACAAAUUCAGUUCAUACGCCUGUCAUGAUGUGCCAGCAGUUUUUAUCUUUCCUGUCUUUGGUCAUUCCUUUGUUCCAUUGUUAACAGUAUGUAAGGUUUUCUAGGAGGAAUACACCUGGAAAAAUAUUAUGUAAUAGAAGUUACAGAAAGCUGUCUAAUGUUUCAGUCUUCCCAUUUAUGUGAGCAAAUAUUAAUGCAAAGAUGCUAUUAAAUAAUUCAGCCUAAAAUUUCUCAUAAGGUAGACAUGUUACAAAUUGCACAGGGAACAUCUUCCAAGUUGUAAAUACUUUCCUUUAAAUCUUCUACUUGUCUCUUUGUUGCUGGGAUUACAAAUUCAGUGUUAUUCUUCAUUUAAUGUUUGUUUGGGUUGGUUUGGGGUGUGGGUUUGUUUUUUGGUGUUUGUUUGUUUUGUCUUUAAGUGAAAAGCGCAUAAUACUUUCUACUCUAGAACAAAGACGUAAGACAAAAAGACUCCCUUCCCUUCAUUUCAGUAUUUGCCAAAUGGGAAAAACCUCUGAUGUUAUAUAUGUAAAUUUCAGCUUCAUCUUACUACUACAAUACUGUUAAAAUACGAUUUUUAUAGUUACAGCUUUACAAGUACGAAGACUAUCAUGCUUCACAGUGAGGAUAGUGUCAAGUGGUGUUUGCAUUACAUGGAUGUGGUGUUGCACUACCUACUGUUUAAAAACAAAUUGGCUCCUUUGCUUUUAAAGGUUCAUCAGUAUCUGUGAUCAAAAGAGCACAGCACAGGUUGAAAAAGCUCACUUUGGGGGUAUUUUUUACUUGUUUUGGGGGUUUUUUUAGUGAUGUGAAUAUAUGGGUACAACUACUACAGCUAAUAACAACCUCCAGUAAUAUUGCAUUCUUUUUGUACACUGUAAAGUGCCUAAUCAUGGGUGAUUGUGGUAGCCCUUGAAAUGGGGUUUGCUAUGAAAUUAUUUUUUCAUAGUUUUUGGCUUAUGUAAUGUCCAUAUGUGGUUUUGUGUUACUUCAUAUUGGAGACAAGAUUUUGAAGAAAUCUUUUCCAUUCCUCUUACUUAAAUGGUAAUCUAACAAUUAAAAGGUAAUCUAACAAUUUGCCCAUAUCUGACUGAUAAUUGAACACCCCUAAUUUAAAUUAACACCUCUCCCUCUGCCACCUCUGCAUUGUUUUCUUUAUGACUGAGUAAGAGUAUGUACAAGAUUUGGAGUGGAUUGACUUAAAAAGUUUUGCAGUGACACCUCGGUGUUUAUUAUGCCCCAGUUGCGUGGGCACCUCGGUGACUUCAGCCAGGUAAGUCAUUCUGCUUGGGUUCAGAAAGGUGGCACUGGAGGUUACUGAAUCCUUAUGGAUUUGGAGCACAAAGAGUACCAAAUGUGAUACAGCUGACUGACACCAAGCUUCAAAAAGUUACACCUUGUAGAAUUUUGUGGCAUUCUGUUAGGGUAUUCAACAGUGAAACCGCCAUUACUUUAAAACUGCUUGUCCACCUUCAGGAAUGCAGGAGCUGAAGGUAGAACCUGACUGGUUCAACAAGGAAGUUUUAAAAAGUAAGGAAACAACAGCCCCCUGCUUCUGAGUUAAUUAUACAUUCUGCAUGUGAAGUUCUUGUAAUUUGAGGUGGUCCUGCUGAUUUAAAUCUACCAAAGGAAGCCACCUUCUGAGGGAGGCUUGUCACAGCAUAUUGAGCUUUUAGCUCUAAAAAGAGGGUCUAGAAAUCUGUACUAUGUAUGGUACACUGUUUGGGAAAACCUGAUACAGUAAGCUUGCUAAAUAUUUCCUUACACUGUUUGUAAGAUGUUACAAUACAUUUUCUACUGUGGAGCAUUUAAGAAGGUAGUUUUGCCUUGCUCAUGCAGCAUUUUAUAAUAAUGUGAAAAUAAUAAGAAUUGGUUUGUCAUUUAAAUGCCUAAAUUUCUUUAUCAACAGUAAAUUUCACAAAAUUGAACCAAGGUUAUACUUUCUUAUUCCCUAUUCAUUUUGUUGAAAUGUUACAGUUUAACUCUGCUUUUAUAAUGCACACGUUAUUAAAAUGAAAUUUAUGUCUAUUAGUUGCUCAUGGUCAUACCACAGCAAAUCUAAGAGAAACUGUGAUACCUGCUGUUUAUCAAGUGGCCCCAUCAACUUGCUUGCCUUUGUAAAGUGUUAACCCAAGUUGGACAUAAAAUGUCUACUGCAGUGAUGUUCCUAUAGUGUUUUAGCAUCCGUACAUGUACUCUGCAUGCUUUGCACUUGUGCACUGUAAAGGAUAGACUGUUUUACAGUAAUUUAGGUUUAAACCUAUUAUUUUACAUACUAUUUCCCAUAUCCAAAAUAGGACAGUUUCUAAAG
This is a messenger RNA of Hirundo rustica (Barn swallow), 9542 nucleotides long. It is a transcript of the gene TMEM161B, whose product is annotated as transmembrane protein 161B. Bases 70 to 1524 code for a protein of 484 amino acids. The transcript has 12 exons. The record is from RefSeq and is a predicted model, not a curated record. Lineage: Eukaryota; Metazoa; Chordata; Aves; Passeriformes; Hirundinidae.